This is a messenger RNA of Zonotrichia leucophrys gambelii, 5869 nucleotides long. It is a transcript of the gene SH3D19, whose product is annotated as SH3 domain containing 19. The transcript is spliced from 21 exons. Lineage: Eukaryota; Metazoa; Chordata; Aves; Passeriformes; Passerellidae. Gene Ontology annotation, molecular function: protein binding. The record is from RefSeq and is a predicted model, not a curated record. Bases 443 to 3370 code for a protein of 975 amino acids.
GCCAGGCGGCCGCCGGGUUUCCUGCUGACGCCGGAGAGCCGCGGAUGGGCAGGAAAGGCCGCCUCUCCUCCCGCCUCGCCCCGCCGGCAGCAGCGCGGAGCGGUCUCCGGGAGAAGCGCGGCGGAGAGGGCGCAGGUGCGGGGCGGGCCCGGCGGCCGCGAGGGCCGGGCGGCCGCGCCGAGGAGAGGGCGCCGGUCAUGGCAGCCCCCGCUUCUUGAAUGCUGCCAGCCGCCCCUCCGCCGCCGAUGGCCGAAGCCUGGAGGCUGGAGGAGGACGAGGAGGAGCUGCGGGAGCUCGGCAGGAGGCACCGGAGGGUCGCGCUGAGCUCAGCAGCAGAUCGCUCAGAAAGAAAUAAACCAGACUGCCGCUCUUCAGGCCAAGGACCCUUGUCAUCCAUAAGAGCGGCAAUCAAGAGAUCACUCAUGAAUAGUGCACAUCCAAAAUGCCCUGUCGAAGAGCUUCUCGGAACUCUAGCCAUAGUGAUCAACAGAGGGAUAGAAGGCGUCCUGAAAUUACAAUAGUUGCUGCUGAACCCCUCCGGCCAUCCUCCUGGUUUCCAGGUGCAAGUCCGGUCACUCCUCAAGGAUUAGGAUUCCCUUCUGCUUCAUCUCAUGCUCAGUGGAGGAGAAAUGAGCAUCUUCCAGCUGAGCUUCCACCAUCGUACGAGCAGGUGAUAAAAGAAAUCAAUCAAGUGCAAGUCAAUACAACAAAUAACAAUAAUGCUGCUGCUCCUAGACAUACCACUACUUCUGCAACACAAACUGACUUUCCAGAGGAACUAAUCAGCCAUUUGCCAGGAAGUAAUGUAAAAACUAGUGUGCCUGCACACUGGGAAUCUGCAGGCUGUCGAGCAGGGCAGAGUCCUCUUAAACCUCCUAGGCCUCCUGCAACUCUUCUGUCUAAGUCUCUUGCAGAAAAUGAGAAUCCUUUAAUAGUCUUUGAAAAUCCUGGAGGUCAGAGGUGCCAAGAAAAUCCCAGUGCUGUGAUAUGUCCUGUGCCAAAACCAAGAUCAAGAAGCAAUCUCAGACCUGUGGUCAAAAGUACUGAAAGUAAGAUAGACAGUGGAGAAGAAGUGAACCAGCCCAAUGCAAAACAGCAGCAACCUCCAAUUCAGCAGUCACCUCUUCUGGAUGAAGACAGCUUACUAGACAAUCACUUGGGGAUGGACAGCAUGAGUGCAGAAAGGAGCCAAAAUAGUAUUGUUUCAAGGAUCAAAGUUUUUGAAUCCCAAGGCACUAAUGAUACCUCAGGAUUAUCAAAAAAGCCAGAAAUUGCCCCUCGUUCAUUUGUUCCAAGAUCUGUUGCCACUAAGAAGCCAGUGAUUGCUCCAAAGCCAGGGGUAGGCAGAGUUUCAGAAGAGUGGGAUGCAUGGACUGAAAGCAAAUCAACACCUUCCAAGGAAUUGCAGCCUCAGCCUGAAAUAGUUGGGAGCAGUGUUGUAACCAAACCUGAACUGCCAAAGAAGCCAAAACCCAGCCUUGUUAAAAGUAGCAGUAGUGAUUUUCUUGAUGCAAGGAGUGGAUCACUUGCAGAAAACAGCGAUGGACAAAAGAGAUUUCCUGUUCCUGCUCCAAGGCCUCUUGUUCCUAAGAAGUCAUGUUACUCAGAAAAUCCUGCCCUUUCUUUGGCCUCACUAAAACCAGUUGCUGCUCCUCCACGGCCUUCUGUAUCUGCCCAAGACAAGGUUUUAAAGUCUCUGGGGGAAUUAUCCCCGGCAGCCAGCUCCCCAGCACCUGCUUUGCAAAAUAUACUAGAUGUGGAAGGAGAUCUGAUCAGUUUUGAUGAUGAUGUUUUGCCCCUAAGUCCAGCCUGUGUAGUUAAAGAUAGCAUCGGUUCUGAAGCAGCAGCAGAUCCGUUUCAGCUCCUUACGAAAAGUGAACCUGCCAAGGAACAGACGGCUCAGCCAGGUUUGGCUCGGAAACCCACUGUAAUCCGAAUCCCAGCUAAACCUGGGAAAUCUUUAAAUGACAACCCACAUAGCCCUCCUCCACUUCCUGCUGAAAAGCCUAUUGGGAACACAUCCAAUAUCACAGUGGGAAAACCCAGCAGUGGUGACCUAGUGAAAAAAGGGGAGUUGGAUCACUCAGAACAAGGUGGAGUGCCUCAGCUAGAACCUCUACUACCCCCAAGGCCUGUGGAUGGAAAAAUUGUACCUGCUCGACCUCCCCCACCUAAAAGUGUUCCUGGAAGGCCACCUCCACCAAAAUUCUCUGCAGCCAAGACCUCCUCCCAGAAGGAUGUUCUGUCGCGAUCUAGUUCGGACAUCGCUUCUGAUAAAAAAAACAACAAGUUCAAGUUGGGACCCAAGAGAACAAAAAGUGCAGUCUUUAAAAAUCCAGAUCCAGCAUUACCUCCUAGACCUAAACCAGGUCAUCCUCUCUACAAUAAAUACAUGCUGCCUGUGCCUCAUGGAGUUGCCAAGGAAGAUUGUCUUCCCAGGAACACUGGAGAGCUGUCCUGUAAGGAUUCAAACCACCCUCCAAAGGUUUCUGACACAAGUGCACCUCAUGCUGUAGUCCUGCAUGAUUUUCCUGCAGAGCAUGCUGAUGACUUGGACCUUCAUUCUGGGGACACUGUUUGUCUUUUGGAGAAAAUUGAUACUGAGUGGUACAGAGGAAAAUGUGGGAAUCGCACAGGGAUAUUUCCUGCCAACUUUGUUAAAGUGGUUAUUGAUGUUCCAGAAGAAGCCAACAAGAAAAAAAUACCCUCUUCAUCACGAUGUAUCAAAGGUCCAAGGUGUGUAGCACGAUUUGAAUACAUUGGAGAUCAGAAAGAUGAGCUCAGUUUUUCAGAAGGUGAAACUAUUAUCCUGAAAGAAUAUGUAAAUGAAGAGUGGGCCAAAGGAGAGCUCAGAGGCACGUCUGGAAUUUUCCCCUUGAACUUUGUGGAAGUAAUUGAAGACCUGCCUGGAACAGGUACAGAAACAGCACUGAAGAAUAAGGUGGAGGUUUUGUCUUCCCUUCCUCAGAGCAACAGACGCUCACUGGAGUGGUGUGAAGCGCUUCAUGAUUUUACAGCAGAAACCAAAGAUGAUCUAUCCUUCAGAAAGGGAGACUGCAUCCAGAUACUGGAACAAGUCGAUUUGGAGUGGUAUAGAGGAAGACUGAAUGGAAAGGAAGGGAUUUUCCCAGCAGUUUUUGUUCAGACCUGCACAGCCAGGGUAGAGCUGGCACAGCCUGGAGGAGGGAAGAAAGGAAAAGCCAAAGCUCUUUAUGAUUUUCAUGGAGAAAAUGAAGAUGAGCUUUCCUUCAAAGCAGGUGACAUGAUAACAGAGCUGGAAUCUGUAGACGAGGACUGGAUGAGUGGAGAGAUACUAGGAAAGUCUGGGAUAUUUCCCAGGAACUUUGUUCAGAUUUUAAAAACACCAUGAAGUGUUGCCUUUCUACUACUCCCUGCGUGUGGGAGAGAAUGUUUUCUACCCUAAAGGCACAGCAAAGACAUCAACGAGUGUUGAUUAUCAAUGUUUUGCACUACUUUUUCUAGACAGUCAUAGUAGUAUCUUGAAGUCAGAUAAGAAAAUUUGAGUCUUUUGUGACAGUGUAUGUUAUCAUGUUUCAUGAAUGCUCAGAGAGCAAAACAAGCAGGCUUUUUGGCCAUUUCCAACUAGGGAAGUACUGUGGUGCAACACCAUUUUAACUUAUAUAGCAUUCUAGUAUGUUUACUCUCUGGUAUUAUAUUUAUCAUGCACAAAGUCUGCAUAACAUAAGCUGCUUUGGCCUUCUUUGAACUUCUUAAGAUCCAAACUUUUUAAAUUGUUUUAAUAUGUAAUUACAGCACUCAGUAUGUAGAUGAAGUUUGAUAUUCAGGUUUCAUUACUGCUUGAGUUCCACAUUAGCAGUAGAAUCCACUUGUUUUAUGACUUAGAGGAUAAGAAAAAUGACUGGUAUUUCAUAGUAGAAAGGUAUCGAAUCUAAUACUGGUAAGAGGGGAAAUGGAGAAAUAAAUCCUUGUAUAGUAUCCUUCUGUUCUUAGCCCAAGCUGCUCAUACAGCAAGAUCACAAAAGUAAGAUUUUUAAGUAUUUUGCCUCUUAAUGAAUUCUGUUUAAAUCAGUACGAAUCAUCUUAGACCUUCCUCACUUUUCCCCAAAAUACUUUGCAAGUACAGGUUUAGUUUUCUCCUACUGUCCACUGUUCUUAGAGCACCAUCAUUCCCUUUUUUCCAGCUGAAGUUAGUGACAGACAGUGUCUAUGGAGCUUUCUCAGAUCCCAGCCAUGGAGUAGCUGCACUAUUCCAACUAUUUGCCCCUCCACUCCCCUCAUGGAAGUGGAAAGCCAGUGUUCACCCAGUCUGCAUUUUAUUUGUCACUGAAGCACUGGAACAUACUUCAGCAACACUAUUCCUAUCCUUAACAUGAAGGAUAUUAUAGAGCCUUGGGUUUAGUUUUCAGCAGACGUGGGAUUAGUUUCCAGUUUGUUGCCACAUACCAAAUACACUGAGCAUCCUUAUAAACUGCCUGUGGAGGCCUUAAGGAAAACAUGCCUGGCAAGAGGUUACUCCAAGCAGCUCUCACCAAGGCACUUGCUACAGAGCAGCAGUGUAGCUGGACUGACCAGCUAAGAAGGAUGUGAUUGAGGUAGUUUCACAUUAUAGGAACUUCUGGUAGUCAGUCCCUUUUUGUAACAGCAAGGAAUGGGCAUCCAGUCCCAUGGCAGACUGGAGCUCACCAGGAGCGAGCCUGAGCGCCUCAGCACCAUUCACCCAGCAGUCACUGCCAGGCCACACAACCUGCACAGACAGAGUCAGCCCCGCUUUGUGUGCUGCUCUGUGUUUAAACUACACCAGUACCCCCUCACACAACUGGGGCAUGAUAAUCACACAAAGUUUUAAUGAGCUGAGGAGCUGGACUUCUACUUCCAAUAGGGAUUAACAUAAGCAAAAUACUGUUAUGUGCUGUUCUGGAAGGCUGGAAAUGCAACAAUGGCUACAGCUGUUACUCAGCAGCCCCAGCAAGUCUAUCCAGAACUCUUGGGGAAUAAUCAUGUGGCAGUCCACAGCCAAAGACAAUCCUUCUCACUCUCCCAAGUUUUCCUGUUAGGAGAUUCUAAAGAUUGUUUAUUCCAAAAACAACAGUCAUGUCCUAAAGAAAUCCAAGGAAUUGCCAGGUCCUUCAAAGACACACCACACCAGUGUGGUUGGCAGAUAAGGCUGAAGUGUAUGAUGUUUACUUACUGUUUGUCUGGCAGUUUUCUAAGGUUUUGAUACAAGUCUCAAAAGUAGAACUGAUUUUUUUAUAUUUUUUUUUCAAUUUCCUCUUUCCCAUUUUUAUAACUGUGUCUUAACCAGUUGUUUUUGUAACUUCACUGAAUGUUCAGAGUCAGUGCCUGUUCAUUGCCAAGACCACUCUGCUGUAUGUGAUCUCCUCCUCCCCCUGGGGCAGGGCAGGAGUAGCAGCAAGGCCUUUACUCAGAGCACCGAGUGCCAUCUAAGGGCUGCUCGUGUGGCUGCAGGCAGCUGAAACGCGUCCGUGUGACGCUGCAGCAAGGGAGAUGCUCGGCUUGUACAGGGCAGGAUUCUCCUAAGACAGUGCCCAACACCACCGUAAGACUGCAUACAGACCACAACAGAGGAUUCCUAAGGUGUACAAAAAAGCCGAGACUGAGGUGGAGUGCAAAUCUUAACUGCAAUGUAGUAGCAAAUUCCAGCUGUAACCUUGAAAUCCUGCUAUAUCUCCAUGCAUUAGAAUAAAAGCCUCACUUACCAAAAUAUUUUGUUUGACCCAUCCUCUAGAAAUAUCUUCAGGAAGAUAUCUUUGUUCUGUGUACAAUGAACAGUGUCCUAAAUAAACCUUUGUUAAGUCAAGUAAGUUUGUUAUGGUACCUCUGUAAAUUAAGAAUGUAUUUAACCAAUAAAAUUUUUAUAAUUAAGUCA